This is a messenger RNA of Cylindrotheca closterium, 477 nucleotides long. Lineage: Eukaryota; Bacillariophyta; Bacillariophyceae; Bacillariales; Bacillariaceae. The record is from the annotation of a GenBank genome assembly.
AUGUUUGGUAAUGUGCGAGGCGGAGGCUGGUUUCUCCAUCACAAAUAUGCCCAUCAGGCUGAGAGGAUCCAACAAUGGAUGCAGGCAAAGAUUGAUGGUGGCAUCGAUCAACCGAUAGUUGCCAUUGUCGAGAUUGGCGCAGGCUUCAAUACUCCCACUGUGACCCGCUUCCCCGUCGAAUCAUUUGCGCGGGAGCUUGGCGAUCGAGCAAGAUUCAUCCGAAUUAACCCAACCGAGCCGGAAGUACCAGAAGAUCUUACAGCUGUUUCACUGGAAGAAGGAUGGCAGGUACUGUUGGACGUUGCCAAGAGCAGCGGCGUUCAGAUCAAGGGAUCAAAGGAAGCAGACGAGCGUAAUAUCAAAAAUGAUUUGAAGCAUUCCAGUCUCCUUGUCCCCAAGGCAACAAGCUUGAGCUGUCGGCGAUAUUUUGGCCACUUCGACUGGAGACGCUUUCUUGAUCAGCUCCGAAGGGAUUAG